AAAAUCUAUAGCUGAAGGAUCAGAGAAGAUUUUCGACACGGGUUGCUCUCCAUGUUCAGAAUCCGGAAGGGCAAAAGAAGCGGAUAAGUUCUGUGUUGAUUGUGGAUCAUAUUUCUGUGCUAAAUGUCUGCUAGAUCAUAACAAAUUCCCGGCGUUAAGAUCGCACCAGAUUUUACACAAGUCCAGAAAAGAUAAACAAAAGGAAAGUACGAAACUGGGACGAGCCUGCCGACAGAGCGAUGUUCAAUACACCAUGAAAAGUUGGUUGACAUGUUCUGUAAAGAUCAUGAUGAAGUGUGCUGUGCAGUUUGCAUUGCAAUAAAACACAGGGCAUGUGUAAAUGUGUACAUUCUGCCCGACAUUUCAAAGGGUAUAAGAGACAGUACGGAGUACAAGGACACCAAACAUUCACUUCAAACUAUUCUAUCCAAGAUGAAAAAGGAAAGCGAAGCAGGAAAAUGUAAACUGAAUAAUCUUGAAAAGAAAAAGGAAAAGUUAUUGGAAGACGUAGACAUCUUCAAAGAAGAACUGAUAAAGAAGAUAAAACAGCUUGCCGACACUUCAAAGAAGCAAAUAUGUUUGAAGUUUGAAGAUUGUAAGAAAGUUAUACAGUCAGAUUUAAAUACUCUAGACACUGUUAUUUCAACAACGACAACCAGCGAGCAGAAAUUAUCCAUUAAAAACGAAGCCCAAUUGUUUGUAAAUAUUAAAACAAGCAAAGUUUCAAUAAAGGACUGUGAAGCACUUUUGAGUGACAUGUCAAAAGUUAGGACAAAUGAAGAACUGGAAUUUACGUUAAAUCAAGGCCUGAAGAAAACUCUGGAUUCGCUGGGAUGUGUAGUUGCUGAAGAAGAUAUUAAAGCAUACAGAGCAACAUUGUAUGGAAAAUUCAAGAUUGAUCCGAAGUACUGUCAAAUAUGUGGUAUAUGUACCAUGGAUGACGGAACGUUCGUGAUUGCCGACUAUACACAUUCAAAACUGAAGAGACUGAACGAAAGCUUCACGGUCGAAGAUCAUAUUAAGGUUGGUGGAAAUCCGUAUUCGGUAUGCAGUGUAGGACCAAAAGAAGUUGCUACAUUUUUAGUGGUAUAAAUAAAAUACAGUUUGUGUCUGUUGGACAACAUAUGGAACUGAAAGCAGCAUUUAAUGUCGGCAGUUCAGCAGUCGGAAGUUCCUAUGAUGCAACGCAAGAUUCAUUGUUUGUUUGUCACAGUAAUCAAGUUUCUAUUUACACAAAUUCUGGAGUGCUGUUGAGAGCAUACAAGAAGAACGAAAAUA
Molecule: messenger RNA, 1278 nt
Organism: Mercenaria mercenaria
Lineage: Eukaryota; Metazoa; Mollusca; Bivalvia; Venerida; Veneridae
Exons: 2
Coding region: 271-1092 (273 amino acids)
Source: RefSeq, a predicted model, not a curated record